AUGGAAGAAGCAAACAUUGUCUUCGAGGGUGCUCGUGCGCGUGGCAAGGUCAAACGAAUUGCAGCUAUUCCUGACCUCAGCCAGGCGCCGGUCCAGGCCGCAACAAUCUCUCCGUUGUCAAUGUCGUUGGCGAGAUUGCCAACAACCCCCAGUCUUUUUCGUCAGGACUUGGAACCUAUCGUUGUCGCCUCAGACCGUGCUAGCACUGUUGGAAGACCAUCUUCCGUGUAUGAACGCGCCUCUGUUGGCUCGGCUGCCUUGCAGAGUGAGCACUCACGACGGCCUUCAAUACCCCAAUCUCAGGAAGAAGUCGCUUCUCGAUCAUCCUUUCCUACUCUUGUCACUAUAAGGGAGCCUUCUAACCCGGGUGGCAGCAGUUCAAGCCAGACGACACAAUCGCCACGAGCGACCGCCGUGACCAAGUCUUCUUACUCGCAAUGGACUCCAGAAGGUGCCUCGACCUCGAGUGCGCUUCCCAGGACCGAGCAACUUCUCACACUCCAGAAUGCCAGUCCUCUUGAAGUUGCGAGGCAGCGCUCUCGAUUGCGGUCGUCAAACAUUCGUCCCAUCGAAAGAUCGCACACGCUGCCUGAGGUGCUACACUCCGAGCGGGAAGCACAUUCAGGUUCUCUUGUGCGCAAAUCUAGGACGCUUGGUGAUAGCCAGGACUUUGAGCAGAAACAUCGGACAGCAACAAGCCCCAGCAACCUGCGUCAGCCUAGCGGGAGCAGUACUUCCAUCCAACCACGCCUCAAACAAAUCCCGUCGGUCAGUACGGAGUCUCCUAGAUGCCGUGUCUCUCAGUGGAGGGAGGAAGCAUCGUCCGCCGCGAUCACCGACCUCGAUCCAUCGGAUGGCGAAGAUGAGAUGACCUCGAGUAAAUACCAGGGUAGAAAAGGGAAGGAGAAGGCCAGACAAACACCCCCACCUCAGGAUGAUGCACACCAUUCUUCGCUUGCUGACAGACAGGAGGGUAAUUCAAGUAUCACACUACGCUGUCCGUCGCAUUGUCAAGCAAAUCACACUCCCGUCAAGGAAACCAAAUCCGUCGUGCAACCCCGAGCUCUUCUUGAAGCAACUGAAGGACCGCAUGAGAACGCUGCUCCAGUCGGGUUCGAAAGUGAAGAUCCCGACAGUCCUCGAAACAAGUACCUCGCGCGGUUACAAGCAGGGCACGGGAAGCGCAGUCCUGUAACGUCUACCAGUCCCACACGCGAUAGGGUGCAUAAGAAGCACGAAGCGACUAGCUCAGCGGAGUUGGCCGUGUCUUUUGCUUCGUUCGGGAUGUCGCACGCACAAAUACAAUAUCAAGGACCAACGAUGAAAGACGAUGUACGCUCUCCGCUCAAGCCAGGUACAAGAGUUCCUUCUGCGCUGGUGAGGUAA
Molecule: messenger RNA, 1386 nt
Organism: Coniophora puteana RWD-64-598 SS2
Lineage: Eukaryota; Fungi; Basidiomycota; Agaricomycetes; Boletales; Coniophoraceae
Exons: 1
Coding region: 1-1386 (461 amino acids)
Source: RefSeq, a predicted model, not a curated record